GGGCAAUGCCUGCGAAACGUUGACGCUACACUGAAGUUGCUCUGAACGAGUUAGAUAUGUGGAAGAGAGUGUUGCAAUGGCUUGUUUCUCUGAUUCUGGUACACCACGCAAUGUGCGCACUGAAUUUAGGAAAUAUGGGAAGUGCCAUUACACUUUAUGUUACUGACACAGACCCUGAUGGUUUCGUAAUAUUCAAUGAUCUCCGAGCACAAGGGGCUGGUGGGCAAGCUAUAUAUUGGUUCUACAUUGGCACCGUAACUCCAGACCUGUCUCCAGAUCCAUAUCCAUUCGCAAUUGAACAGGGACCUGCUUCUUUGGAAAAUACUGGUAAGAUAGUUGCAGUGGUUCCCCCCGGCUUUGAUCCAACCAUUGGACAAUACAUAUUUGACGUUGUGGUAGAAAACCAGGCCAAUGGUGACACAGUUACUGCUGUUGUAACUCUAGAAGUUACUCUUGCUCCAGUAUUCCUUGAAAUCCCUGAUAAUGCUACCAUUGGCGAGUUCGCAGCAGCGCCUCAAACAAUAGCCACAGCAACAGCGAUGGAUGCCGACGGGCAAGCAAGUGAUAUAACGUUUACCAUUGCUAGUUCAAAUCCGAUUGGUGCUCCGUUUCAAAUUGGUCCAGUUACAGUCAUUGGGAAUAACGCGGUGCUAGAAAUCCAGAAUAUCGAUCUCCCUGGCCUUGACUAUGAAACUGGACCAAUCGUUUAUGAGUUAGUCAUCGAGGCAGCAGAUUUAACAGGGGGUACAAGAAGUUCUACAUUAACUGUCCACGUUUUAGACGAAAGGGAGCCAAUAUUGAUAACCAAUUUACCAGAUUCGAUCGAGAUAUCUGAAUCUGUGUUUGGGAGUAUAUUUUCAGCUGAGUGGGAUCCACCAGACGAUCCGGUAUGGAUGUUAUCUACCUCGCCGGCCAAUGGUCCAUUUAUUAUCGACGCAACAGGGUCGGUGAGUGUAGUGUCUCCGGGAUUGAGAUACCAAGAGCAAGCCACUUGGGAUAUAACCGUUUUCGUUGGCGAUGAAGAAGGAUUUACAGAUGAUCAGGUGUUACACGUCACGUUGUUACCUAACCUAGGACCUGAAAUCACCAACCUGGACGAUACUAUACAGAUUAGUGAAAUGAGUGCAGGAGGAACAGAUAUUUUUGUUGUACAAGCUGUGGAUAAUGAAGGAGAUGACUUUUACUGUGUCAUGUUUGCCAAUCCAAAUGAUGGUAACUUUGGGUUUACCUCGUCCACUAAUUCUAUCUACGUCAUCAACUCCCCUGUUCUGGAUUAUGAAACUGUGGAUGAAUAUACCUUGAGUGUAACGUGUCAUGACCUAGGCCAUGCCACCAUUAGUGCUGGCACACCUAAAGUAUUGACUGUACAGAUCACUGACGAGAAUGAAGCACCGAUAAUAACUAACUUACCGGCGUCGGUUAUCAUACCUGAAGACGCCUUCAAUUUGGCAUCUAUUUUCGAAACGGAUGGUUUUGAUGUCGACGGCAAUCCUCUGCAUUUUACUCUAACAGUUACUCCUCCCUCCGGUCAGGGGAAGUUCUCUGUAGCUGAUACAAGUAGAGAGGACAGGAAAGGAAAAGUAACCCAUUUUGGCGGCACAUCACGUAUGCCCAGCGCCACUAUAUUUAGAGACUUAAUGGAUACGUUCUAUAAUUCCGGUCUAGAUGCCAGUAGGUGGCAAUCCUCAAUGAUCCAAGUAUACAUAGUUGGUGGUGCCUCAAUGGUCCCGGUGAGCACAUUGGAUGCCAGUGGGUGGCUCCUCAAUGGUUCUGAUGGCAAUGAUGGUACGGUAUCUAUAUCUGAUAACCCUGCGUUCGACUUUGAGGAUGUAAAUCAAUAUACUCUUGUAUUGGAAGCCACUGACGGAGAGUUCACUGCAACUGGUACUCUGACUGUUGAUAUUAUGGAUGUAGCAGAACCACCAGUAUUUGUGCAUGAUAAUCAAGAUGUAUAUAUUGAUGAAGAACAGAUUAUUGGGACAUUAAUAUCGCUUGACUGGACUGUUACUGACGUGGAUGAUGUAUUAACUGAUUUAACAUAUAAUAUGAUUGCUGGAACCUAUUCUCCAUACUUCAGCUUAACUGGUGGGAUCAAUCCAGAAUUACGUAUCGCACAAGUCAUGGAUUAUGAAGCUACCUUUCCAGUCCCAUUUCCCAUAAUGCUUACUGUCACAGACCCAGCGGGAAAGAAAGAUUACCUGACAAUUAAUGUAUACCUUCAGAAUAUUUAUGACAAUGCACCAAUUUUCAGCCAGGCAGUAUAUUUCGCAGAUGUGUUUGAUGGAGAAUUGCAAGGUAGUCCUGUACUGCAGGCUUUAGCAACAGAUGUGGAUCUAUUUGACAUCAUUACGUACUCCAUAGAGCCAGCAAAUACAUAUUUUGUUAUUGACUCACAAUUAGGAGAAGUAACUGUAAAUCAACCCAUUAACUCUUCAAUCAGUGGGGAUAUCAUUAACUUUACACUGGUUGCUACUGAUCUGGGAUCGAAUCAAGACACAGCUUUUGUUCAGGUUACCGUUGCAAGUGUCGACAAAAUUCAUGUGAUUAUUGAUAGCAACGAUCGUCCAUAUUGGAAUUGGGAGGUGCCUUACGAUUUGGCCACCGACAGCCAUGUUAACAACGUCGUCACAAAUAACCAGAUCUUCGAAAAAAGUCGUUCAUUCAUCUAUAAGUUAUAUAUGUCAAACACACGAUUUAGAAUGACGACAGAUGGUGAAGUUUACGUAGCAGGCAAACUAAUGGCAGAAGAAGAAUACAUAUUAAUGUACUAUGUAGAAGACGAACACAUACCGCCGAUCAAGGCAGGUGUUUCAAUGAUUCGUAUUGACACCUACAUACCGCAGAUGGUUCUUGUGGACAUACAUCUAGGUAUUUCAAUUGCUGAUUUCACGACAUCCAGACAAGAUGCUUUUAUUGCUUCCUUGAAUAAACAUUUUAAACCAUGGAAAUACAGAAUAUCCUCCAUUCGCAGUGAUAUAACGGUGUCUACAAGAAAACUACUUCAAAACACGGCCGUCGUGGAAGUCUAUGCUUUGAAGAACGAUCUAACUGAUUCUCAGGACAAUGUUGACAAGACUAAGGAGUUUGUAUACUUUGUGGAUCUUACAGAGGCGAUGCAAGUGGAUUCAGAUGGCACACCAGUGGUUCUUUUAACUGGAACAGAUUUUGACGACUUCCCUGUAGAAAGUGUGCAACCAACAUAUGAAAUCAUCAAUACGCAUAAUAGCUAUAGCUGGUGGCUUAACACACCUGAAGGAAAUGCUACAUUGGCCAUCAUUUUAAUAAUUUUGUGUUAUCUAAUAAUUCAUAUGUGUUGCUGUUUGUUUUGUUUUAUCCGCAAAAGAAACCGUAGUGGUAAACAAGAAAUCACUUCAAGAGAGAAUGAUGUUGACAAAGAUCAAGAUGAGUCUUCGAUUGUUCAUAUAUCAGAAAAUAAAAAACUGAUUGAAAAGAAAAAGCUGUCUGAAGUAAAAAAUAAUGUACAUGGAAAUCAAAUGGCAGAUAGGACAUUGAAGAAAGAAAAACCACUGAUUAUACAAUCUACUCCAUUCUCCACGAACGAAAAACAUAAACUGCGACAGGUUGCUACAGUAGAACCUAAUUCGCCAAGCAAGCUAAGUAGUGUGCCCGAUGACAGAAAAGACAGUGUAAUAACGCCUCUGCCACUGAAAUUCAUGACUAGAGAAUCCCAUAUUGCACCAUCAACACAUCCAAGGGCAUUGAAUAAAGAUAAGAAGUCAGUGUCAAAAACGAGUAUUCUAUCAAUGGGCAAAGAUGUUACACAGUCUCGAACAAGUCUCGGAUCUAAUCGCAGAGGCAUAAGAUCGAACAAGUUUAGCAGACACGAUGCCGACAAUUAUAGCUUGGCUAGCAAUGUCACUGAAAAGUAUAAACCCGAAGGACUAAAAUGGUAUUAACAAUGUUUGACAUAAGAAAAUUCAAUAGUGUAAAUUAGCACACUUGUUCCGUUCUUGUUGCUGCAAUAUAUGUGAAGUUUUGUAUUAG
Messenger RNA from Saccoglossus kowalevskii, 4005 nucleotides. Its product is annotated as protocadherin Fat 4-like. Lineage: Eukaryota; Metazoa; Hemichordata; Enteropneusta; Harrimaniidae. The record is from RefSeq and is a predicted model, not a curated record.